AUGGUGAAGUAUUUCCUGGGCCAGAGCGUGCUCCGGAGUUCCUGGGACCAAGUGUUCGCUGCCUUCUGGCAGCGGUAUCCGAACCCCUACGGCAAACAUGUCUUGACGGAGGACAUAGUACACCGGGAGGUGAUCCCUGACCAGAAGCUCCUGUCCAGGCGACUCCAGACCAAGACCAACAGGAUGCCCCGCUGGGCUGAGCGACUGUUUCCUCCUGCCAUUGUUGCUCACUCGGUGUACAUCCUGGAGGACUCUAUUGUGGACCCACAAAAUCAGACCAUGGCCACCUUCACUUGGAACAUCAACCAUGCCCGGCUGAUGGUGGUGGAGGAACGCUGCGUUUACUGUGUGAACUCUGAUAACAGUGGCUGGACCGAAAUUCACCGGGAAGCCUGGGUCUCCUCAAGCUUGUUUGGCGUCUCCAGAGCUGUCCAGGAAUUUGGUCUGGCCGGGUUUAAAAGCAAUGUGACCAAGACUAUGAAGGGGUUUGAAUAUAUUUUGGCCAAGCUGCAAGGUGAGGCCCCUUCUAAAACACUUGUAGAAACAGCCAAGGAAGCCAAGGAAAAGGAAAAGGAGACGGCACUGGCAGCUACAGAAAAGGCUAAGGACCUUGCCAACAAGGCAGCCACCAAGAAGCAGCAGCAGCAGUUUGUGUAG
Molecule: messenger RNA, 657 nt
Organism: Chrysochloris asiatica (Cape golden mole)
Lineage: Eukaryota; Metazoa; Chordata; Mammalia; Afrosoricida; Chrysochloridae
Product: PRELI domain-containing protein 1, mitochondrial-like
Exons: 2
Coding region: 1-657 (218 amino acids)
Biological process (GO): phospholipid transport
Cellular component (GO): mitochondrial intermembrane space
Molecular function (GO): phosphatidic acid transfer activity
Source: RefSeq, a predicted model, not a curated record